CGCGCGUUGCGUCAGUGUUCCGCGAGCUUCCAUCGUGUUUCGUUGGUUUGUUGAGUUUGCUCAAGUUACGCUCGUGUCAAGUUACGGGAGGGAGGGAGUUGCCGCUGCCGCUGCCGCCACUGUCGCUUGCAAGCACGAGAGCUACCGAGAAACCGUCGCGAGACAAAAGUGCCUUCUUCCAUUCGUCGCAAACGGAGAUCUCUCCCAGGAUGGCGGACGACAGCCACGAGAACGGCACUAGUAACGGCGACGUGCCCGAGAUUGAGCUGAUCAUCAAGGCAUCGACGAUCGAUGGCCGUCGAAAGGGAGCCUGCCUCUUCUGCCAAGAGUACUUCAUGGACCUGUACCUUUUGGCGGAACUGAAGACAAUCUCCUUGAAAGUAACCACCGUGGAUAUGCAGAAACCGCCACCUGAUUUUCGCACCAACUUCCAGGCCACACCGCCGCCCAUCCUGAUCGACAAUGGCGACGCGAUACUGGAGAACGAAAAAAUUGAACGGCACAUCAUGAAGAAUAUUCCCGGUGGGCACAAUCUGUUUGUACAGGAUAAGGAAGUGGCAACCCUCGUGGAAAACCUGUUCAGCAAACUCAAGUUACUGCUGUUGAACGCAAAGGACAAGGACAAGGAUCCGAAGUCCUCGUCGCUGAUGGCGCACCUGCGCAAGAUUGACGAGCAUUUGGGCCGCAAGGGUACGCGUUUCCUCACUGGCGACACCAUGUGCUGCUUCGACUGCGAGCUGAUGCCGCGGCUGCAGCACAUCAGGGUCGCCGGCAAGUACUUUGCCGACUUCGAGAUACCGGAGACCCUUGUGCACCUGUGGCGGUACAUGCACCACAUGUACAGGCUGGACGCUUUCCUGCAGAGCUGCCCGGCCGAUCAGGAUAUCAUUAACCACUACAAACUGCAACAGAGUAUGAAGAUGAAGAAGCACGAGGAGCUGGAAACGCCGACCUUCACCACGAGUAUCCCGAUCGAGGUCAACGACGAUUAGGCUGGACCUUCCCUCGAGUCGAGUUUGCGAUCGCGUGACUUCGAUUAGAUACCGAGAUCGGCCUACAGCGAGACGGCGAAUCGCUCCGACGGAGUUUCAGCGACGCGCGCGCCUUUUGUAAUUUAAUAUUCACCAUUUAGCAUCGAAAAACACAGCAGGAGUAUCUUCACGUUGAAACUCCCGUCUUUCUAGCUGCCGCGCCGCGCGCAUCAUUGAUCGAUUUAUAUCUUUAUGUACUAAGCAAUCACUGCUGGAUCGUUGUCGAACUUUCCCCACUUGAGGGACCUGAUCAAGUCGGGUGUACACGGAUUAGCUUUUUUACCGCAAACGACGCAAAAACAUAUGCAAGCGCAUUAAGGCUUUUAAAAAGUCUUACAUAUGAUCCUAGAGCAUCGAUUUUCUCAUCAAUUUUUUUCAUGUUCUCGUUUCUUUUCCUUCCCCCCUUCGCUACGUACGGCACGUACGCGGUACGUAUGUAGUUUUGACCCGAGUAGUAUUAGCAAGAUUUUAAUUUGCUGUUGAUUCGUAGAUUGAAUUUAUCAGAAGAAUGAUUCUGCCGUUCUCAGAGGACGACGAUUGUGAAAACCAAUACCGAGAAUGCAAAAGAAACGUAUGCGUUCGAUGAAAUCGAAUUGGUGCCAUUAUACCAUACCAUUGUGGUCCUUUAAGAUCAUCUUUCUCAAAUGAGAAAGCAUUAUUCCCGAGUGUUCUUUACGUAAGUAAAACUUGAGAUGUAAGACGCUCGAUAUCUUAUUAUCACGCUUUAAUGUAUUCACGCGUUAGGUUCCUCCCCCACUUUGUUGCUGCUUGCUCGCAUCACGAGCUAUCGUAAGAAGAUACUUGAGCACGACUGAAGUAUUUCGCAUUAACGGGACGGGUACGGAGUUCGGAAUCGUUAAUACAUUUUACGGGGCUACGUAUUCUUAAGCGCGAUUGACACGAUGGACUGUGGUCGUUGAUAUGCACACGCGGGAGAGGAAAAAAAAAAGGAAAAACGUUCAGCCGUAUCUCUCUGGCUACUGCACGUGAUUCGUAGUGCGUACGUUUCUUCUGGAUUCCGCGGCGUAACACGAGGCAUUUUGUUAUUCACGUUUCACACUGUUAGCAUUUUCCACCAACGGAUUCGAAGAUUGGAUGAAAUUGGAAACGAGCGUCAGGAAGCGAGCGCUGCGUUCUCCAACGAAAUUCUCUGUGUAUUUUCCAAUAACACAGAAUUCACCGUUCCGUGCAGGAGACGAAAAAUGAGCAAUUGUCUACUCGUAAGCAACUGUCUAUUCCGCAUUAGUAAUUCUAUUAUUAUUACUAUAUUAUUAUUAUUAUUAAUUUUGGUUUAUAUAUCUGUAGAAAUCAAUAUACCAGUGUUUACAGU
This is a messenger RNA of Ooceraea biroi (clonal raider ant), 2361 nucleotides long. RefSeq names its product chloride intracellular channel protein 5 (gene Clic). The record is from RefSeq and is a predicted model, not a curated record. Gene Ontology annotation, molecular function: chloride channel activity. Gene Ontology annotation, biological process: chloride transport. Gene Ontology annotation, cellular component: cytoplasm; apical plasma membrane. Lineage: Eukaryota; Metazoa; Arthropoda; Insecta; Hymenoptera; Formicidae.